GCACAAAAUCUUUUUUUGUUCUAGUCUAACUUUAGUUUGUGUGAUUAACUAUUCAAAAAUUUUCCUUAGAUAUGGCUUCUACUGAAAAUUUACAAUCAUAUGAUGAUGAUGAUGAAUUUACCUCCACGGCUGCAAACUCCAUUCUUAGCCAUGAAGAUGAAGAUGAGGAAAAUGAUCAUUAUGAAUUCACCAACACCAUCAGUGAUGUUGUUGCCAAGGUUAUGAGCAAGAAUGUUGUUCCCAACCGGCAGUCAUUAUUGCGACAUAGUUUUCCUGCCUCGUCUCGACUCAGCAUCUGCCCAGAGACUGGUCAUCAUGGUGUGAUGCAUAUCAAUCUUGGAAAUCAAGAUGACAAAUCUACAAAACAAUGUGAAAAGCUUGUGUUGGGGAUCAAUAAGAAGCCACAUUUUCGCCCCAAUCAUUUGGACAGCAAGACAAGUUUCAUGGGCUCCUCCCAGAAAAUGGUUCGGUCUGUAUCCACCCCUGAAAUUUCCUGCAAAUAUAGCUCAAAUGCUCCCAAAAGCUUGAAAUAUAAUUCAGGCAAGGCUCCUAUCGUCUGUAAAAUGGACUUUGAAGAUUUUCCUGAUGCUAAAAAGCCACCAUCAGAUGCAGAUCUUCCCAUGCUCGAUUUUGAUUCAGGCUUUUCACAGACGACGACUUCUUUUCUACAAUGCCCGUCCACUUCUUCUACUGCUGUUGGCUUCAAUUCUGUUUAUUCUAACAAAGAAAACUAUUGUCCUCAACACCUUCCUGAAGCUAGACUUCAUGAAAAUGAGUUAAAAAAACAUGCAGACGCCCAGUCUGCCUUGAAGGGAAGCAGCAUAUACAACUGGAGCGUCCAUAAACAGCAAGCCCCCCAUUUACUGCACCAGCCAUCUACUGCCAACGCUUUCAAGGAGCCAAUGGCAGCUGCUCUGUAUUCCCGCUUGUCCUCUCCUCGUGACGACGUCUCCGAAAAUUCACUGAAGCCUGAGCCAGGUGGAUUUGGAUCUACAUUAUUCAAGCGGUCCUCUUCUUGUUCAUAUUUUGGUCAAAAUUCAAGAAACAUAAUUAGUGGGACAGGGCAUUUAACUAAUAGUGUCAAUUGUUCAAUGGAAUCACUAGCCGUAAGGAAACUUCCUACAGAUACUUCAUCAUAUCAACCUAUAACUACUAAUUCAAUGUCUUAUAUUCCACGGAGCUCACAUCAGGAUCAUAAUCUGCCUGCUUCUGGACUGAAAUCCAAUGACCUCCAUGACAAAAUGGCUUACGAUCGUCCGUUCAUUCUAACUCCUCGUCUCUUUUCAAAUUUUUCAAGUACAAAUCCCAAUAAUGUCAGGCGUCUAUCAGGUUCAGCUCAUGACACCUCUGCCCCGCGCGUCACCUCUCCUCUUUAUGUGACUGCAGACAAUUCUCGAAGUAAUGUGCUGGAAAAAUAUACACCACCACUUGACUAUUCAAACGCCGGUACUGGCAAUAGGAAUUCUCUCAUUCUAACAAAGCAAAUCAUCACUCCAGCGACAUCCAGCAGAAUACAGAGUGACAUUCCGUUUUACAUGGAUUUUGCUCUCAAAGAAUCUGAUGAGCCCAAUAUCCACACCCCCACUGUAACCUACCAGCCUUCUAACCAGCUGGAUUCUUGCGAUUCAAGUGCAAACUUUUCAAGCUGCGCUAAAAUGAACAUUGUAACUACCGCCGCUAAGCCAGUUACCACAGGAACACCAUUGUUUGGAUUAUCUCGAACAGGCACAUCGCGAACUCAUGUGACGACUGAAGCUAAUUCUGUAGUCUCUGCUUCUUUGCCAAGUGUCCUGAAUUUGCCUCAAAGCAACUGCCUUGCGCCGCGUGUUCCGUUGACUGCCAUCGACGUUUCCAGUUCAACAGCUGUUGCAAGUUCAGCUGCUGUUGCAAGUUCAGCUGCUGUUGCAAGUUCAGCUACAUUUGCAAGUUCAGCUACAUUUUCAAGUUCAGCUACAAUUGCAAGUUCAGCUACAUUUGCAAGUUCAGCUACAUUUGCAAGUUCAGCUACAUUUGCAAGUUCAGCUACAUUUGCAAGUUCAACAGGUGUUGCAAGUUCAACAGUUGUUGCAAGUCCAGCAGCUGUUGCAAGUUCAAUAGCUGUUGCAAGUUCAACAGCUGUUGCAAGUUCAACAGCUGUUGCAAGUUCAACAGCUGUUGCAAGUUCAGCAGUUGUUGCAAGUUCAACAGCUUCUGAAGUUCCAACUCAAGCUGCUACUCUGGUCGCGGCAGCGACCGCCACUCCUGUAGUCACUCCUGCUGCCCUCUCAUCCAUGGAUUCUCUUUGUAUUAACGGCAAACUGUACAUGAAACUGAGCCUCAUUGGACGCGGCGGCUCCAGCGAAGUAUACGAGGUAGUAAGUCUGGAAUCGCGGGCUGUGAUGGCCGUGAAGAUCGUUAAGCUGAGUGGCGUCGAUGAACAAAUGAUCGUCGGCUACAAGAACGAGAUCGCCAUCUUACAGCGGCUGCAAGGCACGGACCACGUCAUCACCCUGCAUGACUUCGAAGAGACGCCCGGCGAGCUGCGGCUGGUGAUGGAGCGCGGUGGCCGCGACCUGGCGUUCGUCCUGAAGUCGGCACGAUCUCAGCCCAGCCGCUUCCUGUGCCGCUUCACCGUACAGCAUCACUGGCGGGGUAUGCUGCUGGCGGUGCAGGCCAUACAUGAGAAGGGCAUCAUUCACUCGGAUCUGAAGCCGGCCAACUUCAUCUUGGUCGAGGAUGGACUGAAGCUCAUCGAUUUCGGCAUCGCGUCGUCCAUUCAGAACGACAUGACGAGCGUGCUGAAGGACAGCCAGGCAGGGACCUUCAAUUAUAUGAGCCCUGAGUCACUAAACGACGUUCAUGCAGGACCCAUUAUCAAUGGGUUGGCUGGAGACAAGCCUGUUAUCAAGAUAGGCACCAAGUCAGACGUGUGGUCACUGGGCUGCAUUCUCUAUAACCUGGUCUACGGCAAGACGCCUUUUCAACACAUCACAAACACUUGGCAGAAGCUCCAAGCUAUCAGCAAUCCAGAUACCAUCAUUCAAUUCCCACCCUGCGAUGACAAAAAUUUAUUAGAUGUGAUGCGAAGUUGCCUUCAAUAUCAGCCUUACAAGCGGCCAACCAUACAGCAGUUACUUGAGCAUCCUUACCUCACUGGUGUGACUACAUCUAAACCUCACACUUGAAAAACUGUAUCCAAUAUAAUGAGCUUUUUAUAAGCAUAUUUGGUUGACGUUCUUAUUUCCAGGUUUACCGGAAUUAUGUUAGUUUCUAACUAUAUCACAAAAAAAGGUAAUUGCUAAUAUCUCAUUAAAAAAACAAAGCAAACGUCUAUGAACUAUAGAUUAGUUAAAAUAUAAAUCCUAAAAUUUUGGGUGAACCAGCUUUAUCAGUUGAUGAUCACUUGGUAGAGCUCCUUGUAUCUAUGAUUUCUCAUUCUCUAUUGGCACAGCGGAGAAAUUGCCGCAAAUAUUCUCUUCGAAGGUUCCCAUCACUGUCAGUCAGUAGUUUGGAGGAUUUACAUUGUCUCAUAUUGUCUAUUAUAUAAUUUAAUACUCAUUUUACUGCACAUAUCAUCAUCCCAUGUUGCUGGGGCAUAUGGAUAAUCAGUCAUUAUUGUUAACUAAAUAAAAAUAUUCAGUUACUUGUUCAACUUAAUGUACAUAUAUCUAUAUAUAUGUUGUACCCUUAUCACUCUUGUACCCUUACUUUUGAUACUGAGAUCGACGUACCAAUAAUCUUUGUGAAUGUUUAACCCUUCCAUGAUAUCGUCUCAUCAAUUAUAUUAAUUUCAUUUACAUUAGUCGGGCGGUUUACCAUUUCGCAACAAUACGUCUCUGUUCCACUUGAUCAACAAGCUUUUUAUCUGGUUACAUCUCUGUGAAUGUUUAUAAUCUUGAAGUGCAGUUCAAUCUCAGAUAUUCUAACUCUUAAACGGAUUCUUACUUUGAUUUUCAUGUAAUUUUUUUGAAAGAAGCAAAUAAUGUUUUGAGGUCCAUUCUAUGAUCCGAGUUGACCGAUGAUAAACAAUCGCUUUGGCGUUGUCAAGACCAAUUGCCAGUGACAAGCGCUGCCACGCUUCGAAGUUUCCUUUGUCCUCGUGUUCAGGAAAUGAAUAAUUGGCUUAUAGACCGUGUCAAAUACGAUGUUUCACUGGGUUCUCUGAUUUGCUGAGUCAUGUUCUUCAAGAUUCUGUAUGCUGAACGCAAGAGAGCAGCACUAAUGUCGAACUAUCAGCAUGGCGCUCUAACCAGUUUCUUCGACUGGUAGCGGUAUAAAUACUAUCCUAAAAAGCUCCAAUUCUUCAACUUCCUGCCAUUCUUGUAAACAACUGCAAACUCUUGAAUUCCAGUGGCCUCCGUGGCUAAUCGGUCUUUUUGAUAUAAAUGUAUUUUGUGUAACUCUCAGUAUCACAUUCAACAGAUGUGCAAUGGGUUCUGCCCAGUUGGGUGUAGAUUUAAUCUAAUAAAAACUGUUACCUAAUUU
Molecule: messenger RNA, 4464 nt
Organism: Hyalella azteca
Lineage: Eukaryota; Metazoa; Arthropoda; Malacostraca; Amphipoda; Hyalellidae
Gene: Mps1
Product: dual specificity protein kinase TTK
Exons: 8
Coding region: 72-3164 (1030 amino acids)
Biological process (GO): peptidyl-serine phosphorylation; mitotic spindle assembly checkpoint signaling; chromosome segregation
Cellular component (GO): nucleus; kinetochore; spindle
Molecular function (GO): protein serine/threonine/tyrosine kinase activity; protein serine/threonine kinase activity; ATP binding
Source: RefSeq, a predicted model, not a curated record